Molecule: messenger RNA, 2052 nt
Organism: Larimichthys crocea (large yellow croaker)
Lineage: Eukaryota; Metazoa; Chordata; Actinopteri; Sciaenidae
Gene: zdhhc22
Product: zDHHC palmitoyltransferase 22
Exons: 3
Coding region: 296-1129 (277 amino acids)
Molecular function (GO): palmitoyltransferase activity
Source: RefSeq, a predicted model, not a curated record
ACAUGAAAUAUUUGCACCAUAUUUGUGCUAUUACUAUAAUAUACUGAUGUGGUCUGAGUAAAAACAAAACUAUCCAGCAAAUUAAAAGGCAGGUUAAAUAAAGUAGUAGUAGUAAAAACAAAAAAAAACAGACGCAUCCAGACCAACAGGCGGCGGUAGACAAAGGAGCUGACCCCCAAAUAAUGAAAAGAGACGUCGAUGAGGCUCAACAACACCUUGUGUGCGUUUGAAUGAUCUGAGCCGAGGCUCCGCGGUGCUGAAGGGACAGCUCCUCCGCCCUCUGACAUCUGCAGACAUGUUCACCAGGAUGUUAAAACUGAGACUUCUCAAUGCUGUGGCACCUGCAUACUUCUUUAUGGCUACAGCAGUCACCUUCAUUUUGCACUUCUGCUUCUUCAUCCCAACAAUUUUCCCAAACCCGGACACAUCACUGACGGCGUCUACAACUCUUCACACGGUUGUCUUCCUUUUCUUGAUGUUCAACGCGUUGGGAAAUUACAUAAUGACUAUUAAAUAUCCUGCUGAAAGUGCCAAUGAGACUGCAGUUCCGGUGUGUUCACCGCACUGCUCAGACAAAGUGGACGCCCACUACCUCCUAAACGGUCGCCACUUCUGCAAACUGUGUAAGAAAGUUAUUCUCAAGCGGGAUCACCACUGUUUUUUCACAGGAAACUGCAUUGGCAACAAAAACAUGCGCUACUUCAUCAUGUUCUGCAUCUACACGUCAUGCACUUGUUUAUACUCCUUGGUUCUCGGUGUGGCCUUUCUAACAGUGGAGUACUCCAUCUCCUUUGAGAACCCACUGACCUUCCUGACUCUUCUCCCCCUGUCCACUGGUUACUUCUUCAUGGGAACAAUCUCAGGCUUGCAGUUGUUCCUGGUCCUGAUGCUGUAUGUGUGGUUGGGCAUCGGCCUGGUCUGUGCAGGUUUCUGUUGCCAGCAGGUGCUGCUGGUGGCCCGGGGACAGACCUGGUGUCAGAUGCAGAGGGGGCAGCUCGUGGAAAACCGCAGCCCCUGGAGAAGCAACCUUAAGGAUGUGUUUGGUACCCGCUGGAUCCUUGGCCUUAUCAUGCCUGUGCAGACAGUGGAGAUGUGCUCUGAAGACACAGAUGGACAUAAACAAGACUGAGCGAUAACCACGUCAUAUUGAUAGCUCCAAAUAGGUUGUAAAAAAACGCUUUCUUGGGAUCCAUGUGGCCAUUGAUUUUAAAUACUCAAUGGAUGCUUUAUGACCUUUAAAGUAGUCCAUGAAAUAGUUAGCUGUUAGCACACAUUCCUUUAAGGACAGGAGCCAUAUAUCAGUGUGAAAAUUUUGAAUAAGUUCAUAGUGUAAUUGUAUCCUAUAAGUAAGUAGCUUUUGAGAAGGCAAUAUUAGGACUAAUAAGUUGGUCGUUUGGGACAUAAAGCAGUUUUACAUGCACUACUACAUGCAUUUAAAUUAUAAAGAUGGCUUUGCAUAAGUGCAUGCGUCCACAGCUUUGCGUUUUAUAUUAUGCUAUUGAUUUGAAUGCCUCUGAGAUUACCAGUUACACACUCGGUGUUCUUCUUCCACUCUUCCUUGUAGGAUGCUACAAUGUGACAUUCAGGAAACUUAUAGUAGUUUAACAAUAACUUACUUUGACGUUAAGGGCUAGCAGGCAAGGAAACUACAGUAUGUGUCUACAGCGUAAACUGCCAGGCUUGACAACACUGCUCUGACAAUAAACUGUUACAAGUCGAGCCGGAUGUUUUUCUACUCAAAUGAAUGUGACUCAGACAGUUUAAUGAGGCCGCAAUAAUAUGCUCCUUUAUAAGAAUGGGUGGGGGAAAAUUGAAGAUAAUUACUAUAUUAUUAUCCAGGGUAUUAUUCACAAUGUGCCAUAAACUCAUGCUUACAGAUGACCCCAAAGAUGAGAUAUUCACCAAACUGCUAAUGAUAGGGCCCUCUGUGUAACAAUAGUAAGGACUUUUCACUGUUAUGCUGCGGCUACAGCCACUGACAUAUUCAACAUCAUGACAAAGUUUGACAAGACAUGUUUUGGAUUUCAAUAAAUAUACUUUUUAGAGCUAUUU